This is a messenger RNA of Symbiodinium necroappetens, 939 nucleotides long. The record is from the annotation of a GenBank genome assembly. NCBI's taxonomy places the organism in Eukaryota, Dinophyceae, Suessiales, Symbiodiniaceae.
AUGCAGAAACCGUCCCCGGCGCCAUACAGCCCAGAUUUGGCGGCGAAGGCGACGGACCCGGCGCGAUGCGCUUUCAUUUAUUUCAUUCCAAAAAGAGGGUCUGUCCGUUGUAGCAUUUUGCUAUGCUCGUCGGGUGUCGAACUUGUCUCUGCUUGGCCUUUUGAUCCAGGUCCUUGUAGGGCAUGCUCACAUCACUUACCUCGCAAGCACCAGGACAAGUACAACGUUUAUUUCCUCACGGAGUUCCUUGGCGGUGGCGACUUGUUCUAUGCCAUCCGAGCGAUUGGUGCCUUGACCAAGCUCCAGUCCCAGUUCUUCACUGGCUCAAUUGCUUUAGGAAUCGAGUACUUGCAUGGUCGCGGCAUCAUGUACAGGGACCUGAAGCCCGAGAAUGUUUUGCUGGACUUAGCAGGGCGGGCCAAGCUGGUGGACUUCGGCUGCUGCAAGAGGGAGAUCCGCGCAAACACGCUGGUCGGGACUCCCGAGUACUUGGCACCCGAGGUGAUCAAAGGCAAGGGCUACACCAAGUCCAUUGACUGGUGGUCGCUGGGAGUUAUGCUAUAUGAGUUCGUGGUUGGCCCUAUUCCCUUCGGAGCAGGUGAGGAGGAUCAGAUGCGGCUCUUUGCAGCGAUCAGCGAGGCCCCUCUGACCUUUCCCACCUACGUCGCCGAAGACGCCAUGCAGGUGCUCAGCGGGCUACUGGAGCGGCGGCCGGAGAGGCGCCUGGGCAGCUCCGGGGCGAAGGAGAUCAAGAAGCAUCUCUGGUUCAAAGGGUUUGACUGGGAUGCGCUGGCUGGGGGCUUUUUUCCGCCUCCAUGGCAGCCGGAUGCGCAGGCGCAGAUGAGGAACUGGGAGGAGCCCGAUGGUGACCUGAUGGAUCACGUAAGCACGGAAAGCUUCUCGUUCGCCAAGGGAAUGGAAUGGGCGAAGCUCUUCUGA